UUGCCGUGUUCUACUUCUCUUGCUUGAUGCAAUGAAUCCCAGUUUCUUCCUAUCUUCAUUUCAUUUGGGUGUUCGAUGUUUAAUAUAAUUAAGAACUCGAGCUUGUAGAAAGCGGCUUCCAGCUUUUUGUUCUUCUUUUUCUCAGCAGUUCGCUUUCCAGCGUCAAAUUUGCUCUGCAUUUUGCUAAGUUUUAUGCUCCUCGAACUUCACUGCAAAUUUGUAUUUCUAUUUUUGGAAACCAUUUUCUUGAUGGAUUCAGAUUUGUAGUAGUUAUCGGACUUUGAGCGUUUGGGUUUGGUCGGCGCCACUCUGCUGUGUGUUCAAUUCUUGACUUGGGUUUUCUGGGUUGGAGGAUGUUUGCAGGGGUUGGGCUUUUUCAAUAAGAAGACAUAGAGGUGGGUUUUGCAUCAAUGGGUUGGAAGAGAUCCUCGAGGAAUGACAAUUUGAGGAUCUGCGUGCAAGUUUUAGUCGGAUUCGUUAUCUGUUCAGCUCAUGUUCUUGUCGGAAUUACGAAUCCUGGGGAUGUUGCUGCUAUUAGUAGCUUACAUACUGCACUGGGACUCCCCAGUCUUCCUGGAUGGGGCAUUGGGCAAGAUCCGUGCGGUGACGCAUGGCAAGGUGUUGUAUGUAAUGAUUCAAGCAUCAUUAAAAUAAUUGUUAAUGCUGCUAAUUUGGGAGGUGAACUGGGUGACGACUUGGGAUUGUUUGCUUCGAUCCAAACAAUUGAUUUAAGCAACAAUCAUAUAGGGGGAAGUAUUCCAUCCAGUUUACCCAUUACCAUGCAGAACUUUUUUCUUUCAGCUAACGCGUUCACUGGAACUAUUCCGAGUUCAUUAUCGUCUUUGAUUCAUCUGACAGCAAUGUCGUUGAAUGAUAACAAAUUAAGUGGACAAAUACCAGAUUCCUUUCAAGCCAUUUCUCAAUUGGUGAAUUUGGACUUAUCCAAUAACAACUUGAGUGGGCCACUGCCUCCAUCUGCUAGCAACUUAUUGGCACUGACCACCCUGAAUUUGCAGAACAAUCAGCUGUCGGGAACCCUCGAUGUUCUGCAAGACCUUCCACUAAGAAACUUGAAUAUAGAGAACAACCUUUUCUCUGGACCCAUACCUGAGAAGGUGCUGAGUAUCCCUAAUUUUAGAAAGGAUGGAAAUCCAUUUAAUUCUUCUGUUACUCCGGCGCCAACUCCUUCUGUAUCUCCCCCAUUAAAGCCAGCACCAGCACCACGAGUUUCAGGAGCACCGCCCGUUUCAGGUGCACCGCCAGUUUCUGGAGCUCCGCCGUCCUCUAAACGAAACCCAAAGAAACAGGCUGAUGGACCAUCAGCACCAGAGGAAUCCAGUUCUGGAAGAAACAAGAAAAACACUAAAAGGGUUGUUUUGAUAACAAUUGCAGUAAUUUUGUCAUUCAUAAUUUUGGUUUUGGCAUGUGUGCUGUUUAUGCCGAGGUGCAGAAGGAGAAGAGUUGAUAGUAGUUCCAAGCAACAUCAGAUAGGUGCUUAUAGGGGCGAGAGAGAGAAUGCUGGAAAUCACGGAUCCAUGCACCAUUCAAUUGAUCAGAUACCAAAUGUUCCAAAAGCAGCAGUUGUGAGGCCAAAGCAGGAACCUCAACCAGUGGCUCAGAAGGUCCCAAAAGCUCAUGAAGAAACACAGAAAAAUAUGCCAAGAAUCAGCGCUGUUCCAAAGAAGGAUCAUCAUGAAGUAGAUAUGAACACACUCGAUGUCUAUCUAAGGCCUCCCCCUCCCCCACCACCACCACCACCACCACCUCCUGUUGAAGUGGUCUCUGCCGUGCCCAUUGUUCCAGCUGAAGUUCCUCCCUUGAAGCCUCCCACUAAACAUAAAAUUACCUCAACUUUUGCAAAAUCUUUUACCAUUGCUUCCCUUCAGCAAUAUACAAACAGCUUUUCGCAAGAGAAUCUUCUGGGAGAAGGAAUGCUUGGGAGUGUAUAUAGAGCACAGCUUCCCAGUGGGAAGUUACUGGCCGUCAAGAAACUGGAUAAGAGAGCAUUCAGUCAGCAAAAGGACGAUGAAUUUCUGGAGUUAGUGAAUAAUAUCGAUAGAAUUCGGCACGCUAAUGUGGUUGAGCUCAGUGGUUACUGUGCAGAGCAUGGUGAAAGGCUUCUUAUCUUCGAGUAUUGCAGUGGUGGAACAUUGCAGGAUGCCCUGCACUUAGAUGAAGAGUUCAGAAAGAAACUUUCAUGGAAUGCUCGCAUUAGAAUUGCUCUUGGCGCUGCAAGAGCCUUGGAGUAUCUACACGAGGUCUGUCAGCCGCCUGUAGUUCAUAGGAAUUUCAAGUCUGCAAAUGUCCUGCUUGAUGAUGAUCUUUCCGUGCGCAUUUCAGAUUGUGGUCUGGCUCCAUUGAUAUCGAAAGGAGCGGUUAGUCGGCUAUCUGGUCAGCUUCUAACGAAAUACGGUUACGGAGCACCAGAAUUUGAAUCAGGAGUUUAUACACUUGAGAGCGACGUUUACAGCUUCGGUGUGGUUAUGCUGGAACUUCUAACUGGUCGGAUGUCUUAUGACAGAACGAGGUCCCGAGGUGAGCAGUUUCUAGUCAGAUGGGCGAUUCCUCAGCUUCACGACAUAGAGGCAUUGACAAGCAUGGUCGAUCCUUCACUCAACGGUCGAUACCCUGCCAAGUCGUUAUCGUACUUUGUCGAUAUCAUAUCAAAAUGUGUUCAGUCGGAACCUGAAUUCCGGCCACCAAUGUCGACGGUUGUUCAGGACUUGCUCAACAUGAUAAGGAGAGAACCUCAUGGCAGCGGUUCAAGUGAAGAUUGAUAUAGUUUUUAACUCAAGCUAGCCAAGAACUCGGAGCAAAUUCCCAUGGUAGCAUGCUCGAGUUUCGCCGACCGAUCGCUCGAGCCAUUCAUCGUCUUCCUUCGGGUUUGUCUAAUAGAACACUUAUGUAGCAACAGAGCUCCAAUUCUUGUGGUGAAUCAUUUGUAAUCAUUCCAUUGUUUAUUAAACUAGAUAGCAAUGUGUAUUCUGAAGAAAUAUAUGCUAACCCGUUGUUGGCUGCAUUUCCAUUAUGCUUAUCAGAUGGGUUUUGGUGA
This is a messenger RNA of Cucurbita pepo subsp. pepo (vegetable marrow), 3052 nucleotides long. Its product is annotated as protein STRUBBELIG-RECEPTOR FAMILY 3. The record is from RefSeq and is a predicted model, not a curated record. NCBI's taxonomy places the organism in Eukaryota, Viridiplantae, Streptophyta, Magnoliopsida, Cucurbitales, Cucurbitaceae. Gene Ontology annotation, biological process: protein phosphorylation. Gene Ontology annotation, molecular function: protein kinase activity; protein binding; ATP binding.